AUUUUGUUUUUCUGAGAUAUCGUGUUCGUGUUCUCGUAAGAAAACAUGAGCAGACCAGGAGAUUGGAACUGCAGGUCAUGCCAGCACUUGAACUUCCAAAGGAGGGACAACUGCCAACGUUGUGGGGAAUCCCGGUCCGGUGGAUUUGGUGCUCGCAGAGCAUCGACGUUCGGGUUUACCGCUGCGGCUACCGGCUCGGAUGUUCGACCUGGUGAUUGGUACUGCACCGCCGGAAACUGCGGCACUCACAAUUUCGCCAGCCGGUCGACUUGCUUCAAUUGUGGCACGUUCAAGGACGAGUCAGCCGUCGGAGGUUUCGACUUUGAUAUGACUCGGUCGAGAGGAUUCGGAGGAAAUCAAUCCGGUUGGAAAUCCGGCGACUGGUUGUGUACAAGGUCGGGUUGCAACGAACAUAAUUUCGCUAGCCGAAUGGAAUGUUUCAGAUGCGGUGCUCCAAGGGACUUCAGCAAUAGAACUUCAUACUAAAACACAUGCUAAACGUACCACCCAUUUUUGGGUGUUUGAAGGCAAUUUAAGUGAGACAUGGGG
Hibiscus syriacus is the source of this 549-nucleotide messenger RNA. RefSeq names its product zinc finger Ran-binding domain-containing protein 2-like. Gene Ontology annotation, cellular component: cytoplasm. The transcript has 2 exons. NCBI's taxonomy places the organism in Eukaryota, Viridiplantae, Streptophyta, Magnoliopsida, Malvales, Malvaceae. Gene Ontology annotation, molecular function: mRNA binding. The record is from RefSeq and is a predicted model, not a curated record. Bases 46 to 486 code for a protein of 146 amino acids.